UGGCUCAAGUGGUAGAGAGCUAGCCUUGAGUGAAAAAGCCAGGGGCUGGGAUUAUAGCUGUGAGCUCCCAUGCUUGGCCUGGACUGUGAGUGGAGACUCUGAGCAAAAGGCUAGUGGGAAGGUGGAUGGCGGGGGGGUUGUUAGGGGGGAUUGAAACCCUGGCUCAACCUAGCCAUGCCUAGCCAUGUGGGGGGCACAGAUGGGGUUGGGGUGACAUGGGGUCUACCUAGGAGCAUAGAUGGAAGGCAGUGGAUCGUGGGGGAGGCCUCGCGUGUCAGGUCCUCGGGUCUCAACUUGACCUCUGUGUCUUGUCCGGACACCAUCCAUCACGGAGCUGACUCAGAGCUGGAGACAGGCGAGACACAAUCACAGCCAUGUCCCUCGGCGGAUGAGCAAAGCUGGGUCCCAAGAGAGGAAGGGAGAGGCCCGGGGUCACACAGGCGGAGGUGGUGUGGGCUAGGACAAGGGCCCAUCGCCCAGCCUCACCCCUCACGGGCCUCCCCGUUUCUCUUCCCCUCUCCCUCAGGGAGGUCCUAGGGCUGGUAGACAUGGUGGCCCUGGAGAACGGGGAGCUGGGACCCCUUCUGUCCCCUGGCACCCUGCUGGGCUUGGAGGACGAAUGUGUCACAGAUGUCAAGGCUCAGACGCGGGCAGCCCUUCUUCGAGUUCUCCAGGAGGACGAGGAGCGCUGGAGCUGCCUAGAGGACCAGCCCAGCGGCCUGGCACAGGACGUGUGUGAGCUGCUGGAAGAGCACACAGAAAGAGCGCCCCGCAUCAGCAAGGAGUUUGGGGAGCGCAUGGCCCACUGCUGCCUGGGCGGGCUGGCAGAGUUCCUGCAAAGUUUCCAGCAGCGAGUGGAGCGUUUCCAUGAGAACCCAGGAAUCCGGGAGCUGCCCACAGAUGUCUACAUCAGCAGGACCAUUGCCCUGGUCAACUGCGGGCCCCCCCUGAGGGCUCUGGCAGAGCGUCUGGCCAGGGUGGGUCCCCCUGAGAGCGAGCCCGCUCGGGAAGCCUCGGCCUGCGCCCUGGACCGCGUCACCCGGCUCUGCCACCGUGUCCUCAUCGACCUGCUGUUCCAGGAGCUGCAGCCGCACUUCAACAAGCUGAUGCGCAGGAAGUGGCUGAGCAGCUCCGAGGCGCUGGAUGGCAUCGUGGGCACGCUGGGCGCCCAGGCGCUGGCCCUGCGCCGCAUGCAGGACGAGCCGUACCAGGCGCUGGUGGCGGAGCUGCACCGGCGCGCGCUGGUGGAGUACGUGCGGCCCCUGCUCCGGGGCCGUCUGCGCUGCCGCUCGGCUCGAACCCGCAGCCGCAUGGCCGGGAGGCUGCGUGAGGAUGCGGCGCAGCUCCAGCGUCUCUUCAGGCGGCUGGAGUCCCAGGCCUCCUGGCUGGACGCGGUGGUACCACACCUGGCGGAGGUCCUGCAGCUGGAAGACACACCCAGCAUCCAGGUGGAGGUGGGGGUGCUGGUGCGGGACUACCCAGACAUCAGGUGA
This is a messenger RNA of Dipodomys ordii (Ord's kangaroo rat), 1493 nucleotides long. It is a transcript of the gene Exoc3l2, whose product is annotated as exocyst complex component 3-like 2. The coding region runs from base 549 to 1493 and encodes 314 amino acids. Gene Ontology annotation, cellular component: exocyst. Gene Ontology annotation, molecular function: SNARE binding. Gene Ontology annotation, biological process: exocytosis; exocyst localization. The transcript has 8 exons. Lineage: Eukaryota; Metazoa; Chordata; Mammalia; Rodentia; Heteromyidae. The record is from RefSeq and is a predicted model, not a curated record.